UGGUCGUUUAAACCAUACAUAUAAUGGCGCCUUGCUAUUCUUACCAAUAAGUAGCGACUGUAAGUGGAAGCGCAUAUGUGCACUUGCUUGUUUCUUUGUCUUUGACAGCUCGAUUGCCGGACCGAAGUUGGUAGUUUUGUAAUGAGUUCUUUGCUUUUAAGGUAGAAUUUAGAGCAGGAUAAAUUGUUUUUCGUAGUUUUCUUGCGGAUUUGUAUUAGAAGAUGGAGGACGUUCUUGAAGAGGUUGUUUCUUCCGAUGAUUUAAAGAAAUUUGAACGUAUAUAUAACGAACAAUUACGUUCAUCUGUUAUAACACAAAAAGCACAAUUUGAAUAUGCUUGGUGUCUUGUUAGAAGCAAAUAUCCUGCAGACAUCAGAAAGGGAAUAAUGUUAUUGGAAGAUUUAUAUUGCAAUCAUAAUGAUAGCGAGAAACGAGAUUGUCUCUAUUAUUUAGCCAUUGGAAAUGCUAGAAUAAAGGAAUAUACAAAAGCUUUAGCAUAUGUCAGAUCGUUUCUUCAGGUUGAACCUGGAAAUCAACAAGUACAACACCUGGAAACGUUGAUCAAGAAAAAGAUGGAAAAAGAAGGUCUGUACGGUAUGGCCAUUGCAGGAGGGGUUAUUAUCGGUAUUGCAAGUAUUCUCGGCCUCAGCUUUGCUAUGGUCAAAAGAAACUAAUUUAUUCACGUGAAAAAGCUUAUGACUAUUGUGUGAUAUAAAAUAGUUACUUUGUACAAUGUGUUAUAUACAAUUUGUUAAUUAAUAUCACCAAAGAUUUCAUUUUAAAAAAAGAGACAGGACGAAAGAAAUGGUCUUGUGUUCAAAUUAAGUAAACUGCAAUGCGAUUCGUAAUGUAGAAUGUCAAAUUUAUUUUUACAAAAGAACAAUAUGUCAUAUAAGCAAUAUAUAGUAAUAUAUAUGUGUAUUAUUUUUUAGAUUUUCGUAAACUCAAUUACACUCUCUCAUGUAUCAUAAAAUCAUAUGUAUCCUCUUUUUGGAUUGUCAAAAAUAAUUUUUUAAUAAUAUAUACGUUAAUUUAUAAAAGAAAGACAUUCCGAAUGUUUCGUAUUUUGCUCUGUGUUUAGUUGUUUAUAAAUAAGAUAUAUAUACAUAUAUCAAUGAUUUAAAGUUUUAUUUAAUUUAAAUCCACGUACGUCAAAAAAAUAUAUUUAUGCCAAAACCGCAGUGCAGAUAAACAUAGCUUUUGUAUAUAAAAAUAAAAAUAUUGUAUUGUCUUAUUUAUGUGUAUUGUUACUUAAAUCUUUGAUGAAAUAAAUAUAUUACGUCUGUAUUA
Molecule: messenger RNA, 1290 nt
Organism: Bombus terrestris (buff-tailed bumblebee)
Lineage: Eukaryota; Metazoa; Arthropoda; Insecta; Hymenoptera; Apidae
Gene: Fis1
Product: mitochondrial fission 1 protein
Exons: 4
Coding region: 222-674 (150 amino acids)
Biological process (GO): mitochondrial fragmentation involved in apoptotic process; autophagy of mitochondrion; mitochondrial fission
Cellular component (GO): mitochondrial outer membrane; peroxisomal membrane
Molecular function (GO): protein binding
Source: RefSeq, a predicted model, not a curated record